AUGUGGGGCUCCACUCGCAAUAAGCGUACCACCUUUCGCGCAACCCCGGGCCUCUGCAGCGGCUUGCGGCGCGAUUGCGAUGGUUCUCAUGAACAUUUGUCGUGGACACCGACUGCAACACCUUCCGGUGUUGUCUUCCCUACAUCAGGCGAAGCCGAGUACACCAAGGAGCUGGCGGCUGCGUAUGCCGCCUUUUCUCUCCGUGCUCUUCAACUUCGAGGACUCCGCACAGAACGCUCUCAUGUGGGCCCCGGAGUCCUUCGGCCUCGGGAUCUGCGUUCCUUCACUCGUAAGAGGGUGCCACCGCUUCUUGCAGAGUAUUGGCUUGUGGCUCCCCGCGACUGCGUACCACCAGAAUGGCCUCAACGGCCCCUCCCAAAGCAUGUCCUUUUUCCGAAAACGGGGGACGAGGUCAUCACAGUAUCUUCGGUCGCUGAAGUUCGGGCUUUGGAAGCGACUAAUGCUGUCAAACCGUCAACAUUGGUGGCUCUUAAGGCAUUGGCGGCGACUGGCGCCGAACCAAUGGUUGGGGUGCUUCGACGACCCCAACAAACCGUGCUGGCUACCAGGUGCUUGUCCCACCCGCUUGAGCUGAAUCUUCCUUUGCCGGACAUCCUUGUGAAGGCCGUCGUGAACGUCCUCAGAGUAGGACCUCGGGGCAUUGCUUUUCAUCGCGCUACGGUCUUGCAGAAGCUGCUGGUCAGGGCGGAGGCGCUCAAAGAUCGUGAACGCGAGCUUCAUUGUGGCUUGCAUCCGGGUCUUCGUAAAGUUCUUGCGGGGAAAAACACCAUAUUGUGGGAGCAGCUUCUGAGGGAGUCUCACUUUCCCGAUCUGGGCCUUGUCGAUGAGGUAAGGGGAGGCUUUGAACUCGUGGGUCCGGCGAACUGCUCUGGAGCCUUCCCCAUGGCUUACAAGCCGCCGCAGCAGUCAGUGGAGAAGCUCAUGCAGCAAGCCGUGUGGCGCCGGAAGAACACCAUCUCCAAGUGCAAGCCGACUGGCGAUACGGCUGCAGACGACGAGCUGUGGUCGCAAACUCUUGGUGAGGUCGAGCAGGGCUGGAUCGAUGGUCCCUAUUGGGCUGAGAGCGAAGUCAGUGAGAGGCUCGGCAGCGCCGAGUGGAUGUGCACCAGGAGAUUCCCCAUCGUCCAGGGGCCGAAGGUUCGCAUCAUAGAUGACUGCCUUCAGAGCGGUCUGAACUUGGCUUAUGCGGCAUACAACAAGCUCAGGUUGAUGGACGCUGAUGCGUUUAUCUCCCUGGUUCUCUUGCUUAUCCGAUGCUCGCACCAGCCCGGCAGCAUGAUUCAGCUCGAUUCAGGGGAACAACUUGUUGUGAAGAGACACCCCGAAUGGGGCGAUGGCCUGGAUCUUCUCGGCAAGACUUUGGAUCUCUCCGCAGCUUACAAACAACUGGGCUGCCGGCCCGAUACAAAGUUUAAUCGAGUGUUAGACUUCAUGGUGGGGCUUCUGUCCACUUGCUUGGGGUGGAACGUCGCUCUGCAACCUAAGAAAAACCAGCCUUUCUCUCAGACCUUCACCUUGCUGGGCAUUGAGCUAUCAUUGAAGACGGCGGACCAGGGCAUCCUGAAGGUGCGCAACAAGCCGGACCGCGUCUUGGAGCUGCGUGCUGAACUUGACCGGCUUUUGUCACAGGGCUACAUGAAGAGGUCUGAGGCGUCUUCCUUGCAUGGACGCUUGAACUUCGCUCAGGGACAGCUUCACGGUUGUCCCAUCAAGCCGGCGCUCAAGUUCUUGUCGCAGGUGGCGGCCAACGGCUGGGAUGAUGCCCUGGCCGACGAUUUCAAACUUGUGAUUGGCUACAUCGCAGCUUGCUUCGCUACGGACUCCCCGAGGGUGAUACAUGCUCUUGAUUCGCGGUAUGCCAUCAAGCUCUUUACAGAUGGCGCAUGGGACAACAGAAUCGCUGGUGCGGGGGCUGUUCUCCAGUACGCCUUGGACCAGGGACCGAAAGUGGCGGAGGUGGUCGUUCCAGAAUGCCUUAUCGAGCACUGGGGCAGGCAUGGCGGCACUCAGCUCAUCUCGCAGCUGGAGCUUUUUCCCGUGUUGGUGUCACUGGUCAGCUGGGGCCCCCAGUUGGCAGGCAGGCGCAUCCUGGCUUUCAUCGACAACAACGGCGUGCGCGACUCCUUGAUCAAGGGCUCUUCUCCGCUUCCUGACCACUUCGUCAUGCUUUCGAUGAUUGCCUGGGUGGCUCGGCGGUAUCACUUCACGCUGUGGUUCACUCGUGUGGCAUCAGAAUCUAACCCUGCAGACAAGCCGUCUAGAUCGCAAGCGCGGGAGGCUGCUGAGGAGCUCGGUGGAUCCCUUGAGCUUCCCUUGACCUUGGACGACGUUCUUGUGAAAGGAUUGCUUAGCAAGCGGUCCUUCAUGGAUAUGUGCCAGGGGUCAAUGCCGUUCGGUGAUGGGGAAAAUGUGGGAGAGAGACUGUGGCAGUGA
Molecule: messenger RNA, 2454 nt
Organism: Symbiodinium sp. CCMP2592
Lineage: Eukaryota; Dinophyceae; Suessiales; Symbiodiniaceae
Source: the annotation of a GenBank genome assembly